Molecule: messenger RNA, 2434 nt
Organism: Amphiprion ocellaris (clown anemonefish)
Lineage: Eukaryota; Metazoa; Chordata; Actinopteri; Pomacentridae
Gene: hdac3
Product: histone deacetylase 3
Exons: 15
Coding region: 130-1416 (428 amino acids)
Molecular function (GO): histone deacetylase activity
Source: RefSeq, a predicted model, not a curated record
GCUUGAUGACGUGUCCCCGGUGUUUACUAUGGCGGCUGUCUGCUAAUUGAAAGAAAAAUGCGAGAUUUAUAACCGCAAGUACGAGAACAGCUUUUCCCCAAAAAAGUCAAGAUACAUUGCUUUUUAAGAAUGAACAACAGGACAUCGUAUUUCUAUGACCCAGACGUGGGCAACUUCCAUUACGGUGCUGGCCAUCCAAUGAAACCUCACCGACUGUCUCUCACUCACAGUCUGGUGCUGCACUAUGGACUCUACAAGAAAAUGAUGGUUUUCAAGCCUUACAAAGCCUCUCAGCACGACAUGUGUCGGUUCCACUCUGAAGACUACAUAGACUUCCUGCAGAAGGUCAGCCCCAAUAACAUGCAGGGCUUCACAAAGAGCCUCAACACAUUUAACGUGGGAGACGACUGUCCUGUAUUUCCAGGUCUUUUUGAGUUCUGCUCAAGAUACACAGGAGCAUCUUUACAAGGAGCAACACAGCUAAACCACAAGAUCUGUGACAUCGCCAUCAACUGGGCCGGAGGUUUGCAUCACGCUAAAAAAUUUGAGGCUUCUGGGUUUUGCUAUGUCAAUGACAUCGUCAUCAGUAUACUGGAGCUCCUCAAAUAUCAUCCUCGGGUUCUGUACAUCGAUAUAGACAUUCACCAUGGUGACGGCGUCCAGGAAGCCUUUUACCUGACGGACCGAGUCAUGACCGUGUCCUUUCACAAAUAUGGGAACUACUUUUUCCCAGGAACGGGUGACAUGUAUGAGGUCGGAGCAGAAAGCGGCCGGUAUUACUGCCUCAACGUUCCCCUCAGAGACGGCAUCGAUGACCAGAGCUACAGGCAGCUGUUCCAGCCAGUCAUCAAACAGGUGGUGGACUUCUACCAGCCGACCUGCAUCGUCCUGCAGUGUGGAGCAGAUUCUCUGGGCUGUGACCGGCUGGGCUGCUUCAACCUCAGUAUACGAGGACACGGCGAGUGUGUGGAGUUUGUGAAGAGUUUUAAGAUUCCUCUGCUGGUCCUGGGAGGAGGAGGAUACACUGUGAGGAAUGUGGCUCGCUGCUGGACUUUUGAGACGUCGCUGUUGGUGGAUGAAUCCAUCAGUGAUGAGCUGCCUUAUAGCGAGUAUUUUGAGUACUUUGCUCCAGACUUCACGCUGCAUCCUGAUGUUAGCACCCGGAUAGAAAACCAGAACUCCAGACAGUACUUGGAGCAGAUCCGUCAGACGGUGUUUGAGAACUUGAAGAUGCUGAACCAUGCGCCCAGCGUCCAGAUCCACGACGUCCCGUCCGACAUGCUGAGCUACGAACGCAACGACGAGCCCGACCCUGACGAGAGAGGAGCCGAAGAAAACUACACCAGGCCAGAGGCAGCAAAUGAGUUCUAUGAUGGUGACCACGACAACGACAAAGAGAGUGAUGUGGAGAUUUGAGUAACAACCUGAAACAUUUCUGGAGGAACUGAAAAGACUUGGACCAGAGCCGACGUGAUGCUGCACCACCUAGAGACAAAUUGAGACAGUUUUGUAAAUAAUGUUGCUGAGUUUGUUUUCACACAGACUUAAACAGCCUUAGUGACAUUUGAGAAGUACUUUUCAUGACAUUUGGUUUAUCAGCUGUUACGUCCAUCCAUGUAAAAACAACCUUUCUUUUCUUUUGUCCUGUAAGCGCAGUUUUAUUCGACUUUCCCACUCGGUAUCCUUUGAUGUCAUCUUCGUACUGAAUGUAUUUGGCUUUAGAGGGAGCUUCUGUCAGCUCAUUGGAUUUAAGAGCAGCUAGUUGGAGACCUGCGUGACAGAUGGCUGUGUGUAUGUGAAAAAAAACUUCAGUAAGUUUGAAGCAGGUGUCAAAGAAAAGGCAAGUAGAGUUUUUGAUUUAUUUCAUCUUACAAGCUAACAUGAGGUCCAGAAUCCAUUAGUCACACAUCAGCCAGUUCAGAUGUUUAAAAUCACGCAAAACAGAUUUUUUUUUCUUAGACAGAAUCUCAGACAUACAGAUAAUUCAAAAUGUCAUUUUAGUUCUGCACUUUUCUUAUUUGACAGUCUAUCUGGAGCUGUAUAUUUGUGUAAUUCCUCAUGUUGUUCAUGUGCCUUACAGCUCUGAAACAUCAUGGAGCUUGGCACUUUCACAUCACAUUUUUACUUCUAUUCGGAUUUCUACAGGAUGGAGCUGCUCCUUUCUUUGCUUUUUCAUUCCUUUUUAUAAUUUUGUUCUACUUUCUCUUCACAUUACUGUAUAUACGGACGUAAUGUAUGAACUGUGAGUCUGUUUUUAAUGUAGUAAAAGAGUGCUAAUGAGCCUGGCAGGAAUCAGAGUGCAACUACAGAUGUACUGUUAUGAGAAUCAGUUCUGCCACCUCCAGUCUUCUAUUAGCCACAAACCGCUUUGAUGUGAUUUUUGAUAUUGUUUUCGGCGACUUGUUUUUAAUAAAAUAAAAAAUAGAAUGCUAAA